Molecule: messenger RNA, 3335 nt
Organism: Tuber melanosporum (Perigord truffle)
Lineage: Eukaryota; Fungi; Ascomycota; Pezizomycetes; Pezizales; Tuberaceae
Exons: 7
Coding region: 1295-2980 (561 amino acids)
Source: RefSeq, a predicted model, not a curated record
CACUUACCUCUUGCUCCCCGGCCUUAGUUUUCCUCUACCCCCACCUUUACCGCCGCGCUCCCAACAGAAAUCAGAAUAAUUGCCCACCGAAUAUAUUCUCCCGUUUCAACACCCCGCUAACCUUCUACUUUGGUCCCUCGAACGCUCUUCCUACCCUAGAAUUCCAAUCGAUCGUAAAUUAAAGCGUGCUCCUCGUUGGGGCCCGGUGAUGGCGUAUAAACAUCCGGGGCGCAUAUUUGAUGAUGGCCCGCAAGACUCGGAGUCCGAUAGCGAUACCGACUCUAUCAGUUUAACCUCCACCGUUGCAAGUGAGGAGGACCCGGACGAUACCUAUAUCGUUGAGAAUAUACUUGGGGAGAAAUGGAUAGAGUCGGAGGGUAAAAUGAGGUACCUGGUGAAAUGGGAAGGCUAUCCUAUAAGCCGAGCCUCUUGGGAGCCGCUUGAAAUGUUCGACGACCAGGAUACCAUCCAAGAGUGGAAGGCCAGCCAGGAUGCCAUCAAAGCUCGCGGAGAGCUCCCACAUUUUGACUGGCAGAAGUGGGAUCGAGAGAGGUUGGCCGAAGCUGAGGCUCAAGAAGAUAGAAAGCGACGCCGUGCUAAGAAGCGUCAGAAGGUGGAGCGUCAGAGAAAGGCGGCCUUGGGCAAGAGCGGAAGGACUCGCCAACCCAAGCCAACUGAUAACUAUACUCCUGAUAAUGAUGAGGUCUCCGAUGAGAUCACAGAUUCUGAUGAACCGCUCGUGUCCCGUAGAGGGAGGAGACCUGUUGUCACGAGAGACGAGGAUGAAGAGGAUUCUAGUACUGACGAUUCCUUGGUCUUAGGAUCAAAACACCCAAAACGGUCACGGGCAAGAGCCAAGCGGACACGGGAGGGUGGCGACAAGAGUGAACUAGAUGGCGCAAGCCAGAAGAAGCCAAAGCGCCGAGUGGGAAAUAUGACUGGAAUGGCUUCUCUGGGGCCGAUUGCGGUGAAAGGCGCAAAGCCUUCCUUUGGAUCAGCCUCACAAACCCCACGACCUGGUGUAUCAAAUUUGGGACACAUGUCAAGUGAAUCAUCGUUACUGAAGCCUGGACCGACAAAGCUCGGGCCAUCAAAGCCGGGGCCACCUCCACGGGUCGGAUUCCCAAGACCAGGGACUGGCAAACCCGAUUCUUUAAAGCUCGGACCCACCAAGCUCUUACCUUCUAAACCGGCUUCACAAAAACCAGGCCCACCGAAAAGGCGUAUAUCAAGUGCUUCGGCCCCCGGUCGUCCGGGGCCUGCUACCACAGGAUCCGGUAGCAUUCCCAAAAACAUGAAUCUUUCUACAAUCAAUAGGAUCAAUAAGAAGGCUCGUAACGAGCGAGAACCGGAUCUCAACUCGCUUGACUUAUUUGAGGCAAGUAAUCCAGUCCCAUUUUCGAAGAAAACCUCCCUAGAAACUAGCACACUGUCCCCGAAGGACCUGGACUCCCUUAGAAUAACUGCGCAGAGCACCGAGGAUAGGGGGCAAGUCCUUCCUCGGGGGCCUUCGGGGAUAAGUCGCAGAGAAAAAGAAGUUGGUCAAUUCCAUGAUGGCGACUUGACAAUGAGCCCUGUUCAUGAGGACAGGAUUACCUCCAUUCCUACUGCCGAUAUUGAGCAGGGCUUGGGGAGAAAUAGUUUGCGUCGUAACUCGAAUAAAAAGUUGUUUGAGUGCGAGAUGAAAAUUCAACGGGGUGGUGAGCUAGAAUCGCUUGGGGUUGUUCAGUUCUUGGGUUUCAGUGCCCAGUUUCUAGACUAUUUGGACCGAUUGGGGGUGAGAGAGCUUUGCGUGACCAAACUCCUUGCUGAUAGUCACGUUGCUGGCGCUGUCAUCACCGAGAUUGGUUACCCGCAAGAAUUUGCCGACAUUACCAUUCAUAAUGCUGAUAAGGCACAACCUCUAAUUAUCACUCUAGCCAAGUUCCAUGGUCUUGGGAUAAUCAGAGAGGCUGCAUUCACUAUUGCGGUAUUUCAACCCUCAAGUGAUAAAAUCACAACAUCAUUCAAAGCCCCUCUACAACAGCAGAAGACUCCGCUUAGAGCCGUCGCCUAUUCUGACUGGCGGAUCCCGGAACCGUCUCGCGAGCUUGUAUCUGCAGAGCGGCGUGAAAUUGGAGGCCAUGUGACCCAGUACCUCCACACACUUGGCGAGAGGCUCCUUAGUCUUUCGUUUGAGACACUGAUCGCACCAACCGAGUCCAACCCUGAGGGAGUUCGCAACUUUGUGAUAUAUUGCCCAGAUGACCGAUUUUACGAGAAACUAGAAAUGGAGAGUAAUUUGAAAACGCUAGGGCUCAAAGCAUUGGAUUCGGAGGAGCUUCUCGCCUAUCUCAACCGUGGGAAGAAGAUGAUUAUCCUGGUUCAUUACACAGUUCAAUUCUCCUUGCACCUACUCCCAAACCUCAAGCUCCUACAGGCUCGGGAACAUCUGUUUUUUUUUUUCGGGACGAGAUUUGUAGACAACGGAGGAACUAUGACACUAGAUGCUCGUCCAAUCAGGUUCUGGUCUUUCGGGACGUUAAUGUUGGCGACUCCAAACUUUGCUCUAAAUAAUCCACCUAUGCUGAAACGCCUUCUAGACUAUCAGGCCGCCAAGGCAGGAAGUACCACACUUUGUAUGGCUUCGACAAUGGUGACAGAAGUCGAGAAGCGGAUUACAUCUAAACCAGGGGCUUUUGAGAAUCCGCAAGCCAUACUCGAGGCCGUUUACCGGAUGCAGGAUUCCGCGGGAGAUACACUCCUGGUCUCUUCAAGAGAAGACGUUAACGAGUUAGAACUAAUUGCCGACGCCUUUGCCCACCAUCAGGCAGUCAACUGCGCGCUCUAUCGGCGUUUCAUAGUUGUACACGCGAAGGACGAAGCACCCCCCAGUCUCGGAAGGCGUUACGGAUGCGUGGAAUUCCAUGACCCGGACACAUUGUUUGAGGUAGUUAUGAAAGGUGUUGUCCCUCCCACGAGGACUAAACCUUCAGUCUAGGAGGUGAUAUCAAAGAGACUUUGUGAAAACUUCAACUGGUCCCAAAAGGCGGUUUUUUUUACAUGAAACCUAGGGAGUUGGGGUUAGGAACUUACCGGUUUAACAUUGUCGGAGUAGUGAAGGAUACGCUAUCUCUCUUAGCAUUACUCUGAGGAUUGCAUACAAACCUUUCGCCGCUAUCUCUUUAACUCCUCAUUUCUUAGGUGCAUCCAGGAGGUAAUCCCUGCGACUGAUUCUCUCCCCUCGCAUCAGCGUUUUAUGUUAGGUGGGUAAAGGGGUGUUGGUAUCUUUUGCUACAAUAGGCUUGGUUCAAUAUCCUUUGAGUAUAUAAUGAUAAUACCAGCCGUUUCGAGGA